Alosa sapidissima (American shad) is the source of this 3648-nucleotide messenger RNA. RefSeq names its product suppressor of cytokine signaling 2-like. Bases 592 to 1365 code for a protein of 257 amino acids. Gene Ontology annotation, molecular function: 1-phosphatidylinositol-3-kinase regulator activity. The record is from RefSeq and is a predicted model, not a curated record. NCBI's taxonomy places the organism in Eukaryota, Metazoa, Chordata, Actinopteri, Clupeiformes, Clupeidae. The transcript has 3 exons. Gene Ontology annotation, cellular component: phosphatidylinositol 3-kinase complex. Gene Ontology annotation, biological process: intracellular signal transduction; phosphatidylinositol phosphate biosynthetic process.
ACAAGGGAAACAUUGUUUAAAAUGGCCUACACGGAGAGCGAUAAGUCGAGUCAAUACUAAGGAUUGGUGAUAACAGGAAUAUAAAACUGUGUCGGGCAGUGCGUAGUUUUAAUUAUGUAUAACAACUCCAUUGUUAUAUGAACAAAACUGUCAACCUGUGUUAGCCUUCAUGCGAACUGAUUAUAGACAAUAGGUUUUAUAAUUUCGCUUGCCUCGACUAUGCAGUGGGAAAAACGAUAGACUAGCUACUUAAUAUUUUUCUGUACUUCCACGUCUUGUCGUUCUCACGCCAAGAGGUGUACUCCACCCCUGCUGCACAUUUCUAUAACGAGUAGAUUAAGAAAAUCUAAAUCAGUCGUCCGAGAGAAGAAAACCAGGUGCUCUAAUUUGUUCAAAUACGCUCUAUUUGUAUUGCGCAAAUUUUCAACGUUAUUCAAGAAAGCAGUUAUAACACAUGAUUGUCAGAUAUAUAGCAUUCAGUAACCUGUAGGCUAUACAGUGAAAGGAUAAGCCUACUCGAAAGGGUUUCGAAAAUAGCAAUCAGAGUGAUUUGGUGAAUUUCGAGGAAACAAGAGGUCCAUAAGAUUUUGGAUGGGGCACACACACUGCGUGAGUAAGUCCGUCGAGACUGAACCAGCGACGCUUUGGCAAGAUUGGCGAAGGAAGUUCAGAUCCUUUGCCCGAUCAGCAACAGAACGCAGAGGUGCAUCAUCACCACCGACGGGUUUUAUGACUCUUUCAGACUCCGCACCCGAUAAGUCAUUAUUAACAGCCGUGCAUCCAAAAAAUCAGCUGGAACAGCGCCGACUUGAGCAAACCGUGGAUGCCGAGGGAUUUGAGAAAGCAAUGUUGCACUUGAGCGAGUCCGGCUGGUACUGGGGACCUCUAACAGCAAUAGAAGCAAAGCAAGUUCUUGAUGAUGCCCUUGAGGGUACUUUCUUGUUGCGGAAGAGCUCAAACCCUGCAUACAUCCUUACCCUGUCUGUGAGGACCAGUCUCGGACCCACACACCUGCGCAUUGAGCAUGAGAAUGGAAGGUUCAGCUUUGACUCUGUGGCAUUGGCACGCCCUCAGCUCAGGCAGUUUAAAGGUGCUGUGGAACUGGUGCAGUACUAUGCCCUGGCUUAUCAGAGGUUAGCCAGCCCCACAGAGGAGACCAGGCCUGCUGAGGAGGUUGAGGAGAAUUCCUUGCAAGUGGCGCCUGAGACAUUGCAACUGAAGCUGACCAGGCCUCUCCACAAAAAGCCUGGUAGUCUCCAACAUCUUUGCCGUAAGGUCAUAAACCAACAUUCACACAGUCACAACGACUUGCCCCUGCCUGAACGGUUGAAGGGUUUCCUACUGGAGUAUCCAUUUCUGUUGUAGGACCACAAAACAUUGGCAACCCUUAGAAAAAUGGCCUUGACAGCUCAAACAAAUCAGGUUUGUCAUGACCAUAAUUUCUGUACAAAUAUAGGAGUGUUGUUGAUGGUGUGUUUUUCAAAAGGCUAACUGCAAAAAUCUUCGUCUAUGACUUGUUAUGCCCUAAACACUUGACUUAGUAGUGCUGCUGUCUAUGUAUAAUAGAAUCACCAAAAAUACUCUAUACAAAGGAUCAAAUGCCUUAACAGUAUGAGUCCUCAUAUUGCAGUUUUCUGCAUUUUCCUGUUGCAUAUACCAAGAGUAUGUGCAGUUUGCUACCAGUGUUCACCAUCUUACAUCUUCUUAAGACAAUUAUUCUUGAAUUGUAGUUUGCUGAUACUUGCCAGUACUUUGUUGCAGUACCUUAAUUCAUGGGAAACACUUAAAUACAGUAAAUAAGAUUGCAACCAGUCACUCUUGCAUACACAGUUUUAGAAUGGACUGAAUUUCCAUGAUGGCUCUUGGAGAGCAAUAAAUAGAGCAAUACUGUCUUAAAUGUACAGUCCACAAUUCUAAUUCCCAUGCAUUUUGUGUCAAAUUCUGCAAAUUGCUGUUUCCAGCCCUCUGACCAUUCAGUGUUUAAAAAAAAAGCCUUUGUUGUUCAUGCAUGGAAACAAAUGAUGAUUUGUUUGUUGGAAACAGCCAAUAAUCGUGGUACUUCUGGAGCAUGGAAGGAAGGGGUGUAAUGAGAUUGGCUGUUUAGCUCAAACAUCAGUAACCUUUCAUACAAUUUGAAACCAAAUGCAUCUUGUAUUACACCAAAUUUUAUAUCACACAAAACAUGACGUAAGAGAACUUCUUAUGUCAAAAUAGUUCUGCUCAUUUGGACUGUAUAUAGCAAUGAUUUGAUACCUGCUUGUAAACAGUAGCAUUAUUAUUAUGUAUAUGUGACAUAAUUAAGGUUGCAAGUUUGUAGUCUCCACUUUGAAUUCCAUAAACAAGAACUUGACAUGAAAACAUAUUUUUUAGAGAUGUGUUUGAAGCCAAUACACAAUAUAGGGAUAUCAACUGGAAUAGUACAAACAAUGAUUAGACAUGUCUAAAGAAGGUUGCAGCUAUGAUAUCAGUGCAUAUCUUUUGAUGCAGCUUAUGAGGGUCAAAGGUGACAGUCACCAGUGUCUUGUCAUAUUUCCUGAUCUUUACUGAACUUUAACUGCUUGUUCUGGUGUUAAGUAUCUUGCAGUAGCCAAAGAUUUAUGGUUUGGAAGACCAGUACAGAGAGGUCAGUUGAGUGUUCUAAAUAAAAUCAACAUGCUCUCUACUAAGCUAGUGGCGAAUUAAUUAUCUUCAUCAUGAGCUUUUGUUUGAAAAGUGAUUUUAAUAAGAAUUGUCAUCAUUUUUUUAACAACAGUGCUUUUUGAUAGAUUUGCCUUAAGACGUAAAGCUACCAUGAGCCAUAAGGAGUCAUUGAGUGAAAAUGCAUGGGAAGUGAGAGGUUUAGGCAGACAUGACACGCUGUACAGCAUGACUUUUUCAACAACACAUUUUUUUCACAACUCUCACUUCUGGGGCAGAAUUACUAACGACGGUGCAGUGCCAGCCUUAGAAGAGAGUUACUGGCCUGUGCUAUGUCCAUAUACAUAUGUACAGCUCUGGGGGGAAAAAAACAUUCUGAUGUCGUCCUACGGUUGCCGAGUGAUAUUGAAAUGAGUUGACGCCGGUCAUAGUCAAAUUUGCAGUGGUCUCUUAUUUUUUUCCAGAGCUGUAUAUCAUGAUUGCCAAACAUUGUAUCCCUUUUAAUGGUGGUCAUUGGUUCCACAAUUCCACUCCAUUGUGAUUUAAUGACACUGUUGUAGAUGCUGCAAAUGAUUGAUUACAUUAUCAUCUGCAGCAAUAUGAAAAGGCAGAGUGUGCGGUCGGUGUCUGCUUUGUUACUGUUUACAUUGUCUCUACAACAUGUACAUGCUCUCUAUAACAUGUAUAUCUGCCCUUAUUUUUUCCCCAUUUUUGACUAACAUGAAAUAUCCUUGUACAGUUAUUAAUUUUACAUUUUUUACUAUUGACUUUGACUAUUGGAAUUGGCCAUACAUACCAUCAUGGAUUGUGGUAUUCCCACAAUGUUUUCAGUAAGUGGGCAUUGACAUUUUAUGAAUGUGAAAUUAUUUAUACAAAAAGCAAAAUAUUGUGACCCAACAGGCUGAACACAAAGAUCAUAAAUCAACCUGUCAAAGAAGUGCCUGUAAAGAAGCUGUAAAUGAGAUAUGCUGGUGUACAGCUCAUCAAAUAAACCUGAUGUCUUGGAAAUUA